Messenger RNA from Humulus lupulus (European hop), 870 nucleotides. RefSeq lists its product as uncharacterized. Lineage: Eukaryota; Viridiplantae; Streptophyta; Magnoliopsida; Rosales; Cannabaceae. The record is from RefSeq and is a predicted model, not a curated record. The coding region runs from base 1 to 870 and encodes 289 amino acids. The transcript has a single exon.
AUGGGGCUGACUAUGAUUAAAUUUAAUGAUGAAGCCACAAGGGAUCAGGUUUUGGAAUCAGGAAUUCUGCACUUCGAUAGGAAGCCAGUGAUUAUUCGACCGUGGUCUCCAGAUUUGAGUGCUUUUCGUUUGAUUCGGUCAGUUCCCCUCUGGAUCCGCCUUCAAGAUCUUGGUCUUCAGUACUGGGGAAGCAAAUGCCUUAGUGCUCUUGUUAGUACUUUAGGUAAACCUAUUAUGGUGGACAAGUUUACUAGAGAAAGAUCUAGAGUUCAAUUUGCUAGAGUUUUGGUGGAGAUGGCAAUCAAUGAUAAUCCUCCUAGGACAAUUCAGUUUUUGAAUGAGCAUGGUCAGUUAGUUGAACAAGGGGUUGAAUAUGAAUGGUUACCAAUGAAAUGCAAAGCUUGUGCUGGGUUUGGCCACUCUAUGGCUGAAUGUCGAAAGGAGCAGAAAGUUCAGGGGAAUGACUCUCUUUCACUGGGCUCUGAACCGAAAGGGAGAGACAAGGGUAAGGAGGCUACUGAAGUGUCUGAUACUGCAGGGGAAGUUAAGGAAAAGGAAGGUUCUGAGGCUUCUGCUGGGACAUCUUCUGGCUUACAGAGUAACACUGCUGACAAAGCUAGAGAUCAGACCCAAAAAACUGGUGAGGUUGUGGCAGCUGAGAAUGGUCAGAGGGGUCCUCAAGCUGGUUGGCAAUCUCCAAAGAAGAUGGUUUAUAGGAAGGGGAAAGAUGACCGAAGACAACAGAGGGACAAAGUGGGAUUAGUUGAUUUCGAGAGAGCUCAUCCUAACUCUUUUGUAGUCUUGCAAGAUCAGGUUGAAAGAGGGAAGGGAGGGUUCAGUGAUCCAGGCUCAUCUUAUGGACAAUUGUAA